Messenger RNA from Eurytemora carolleeae, 2111 nucleotides. RefSeq lists its product as uncharacterized. The coding region runs from base 107 to 1609 and encodes 500 amino acids. The record is from RefSeq and is a predicted model, not a curated record. The transcript has 17 exons. Lineage: Eukaryota; Metazoa; Arthropoda; Copepoda; Calanoida; Temoridae.
AUAUAUUAUUCAAAUUAUUAAUAUUUCAGAUAAUGAUGCAAUAAAUCUAGAACCUUAGGAAAUAAAAAUGACCUUCCGGUUUUUAGGAAAAUAAAGGAAUUUAAAAAUGCCGCGUGGUCGGACCUAUGACCCUAGGUCGACCUCUGGUCUAACCUCGGAUCAGCUGAGGUCUGUAGCUCUUAUCCCGGGUCUACCUCAAACCUUUCUCGCUAUACUAGAGAACCUCAGCGGAAAGACGAGCGGAGCUCUAAAACCUGGUGAGGUCGCAAAUUCAGAAUUGGUUGCAGAGCUUAUCAAUAUUAUCAGUGAUGAUUAUAAUAACCUGUCAUCUGAAUAUUUGGAAGCUGCUCAAAGAAUCAGCAAACUCCGCCUUCUUUACUCCUGCUGCUCUUUGCUGCUCCCAGACUUAAAAUCUAAACAGAUAAGCAGCUUACUUGACCUCUUAUGUAAGCUGAUAAAUGCUGCUACCAGGGUAGAUAAGAUAUUGAAGUUGGAGGAGACGCUGCAUAUUUUAAAACUGCUGACAAUCUUUGUCAGCAGUUCAGCAGAGAAAAUCGGAGAUCGAUUAGGUGAGAUCCUUGGUUAUCUAUUUGUUCUCUCCGGGUUGCAUAAAUCCAGUGAAGGGAUAUCCUUGGUUCCAACUAAUCUGCCUCAUCUUCAUUUUACUCAAACUCAGGAUGGGCCCAGAAGAGAAUCCUCGUGCACGGAUACCUCAGGUUCAGAGUAUUCAGAUCAGGAGUUAAUUUGUGAUGUUGAUGCGAGGAAGCGGAAGGAAGAAGGAUUCAUUGAGAAGGAAGCAUUAACUGCCGUAGAUGUUCUCGUGAAAAAGUGCCAUAAGAAAGAUAUUGUCUCCUACUGGUUUAUUUUCCUACCUGAUAAAUGUUACUGUCCGAUGCAGAAUGGAAUAUCCUCCUUACUGUCACAUCCUUGUAAGAAACUAAGAAUGGCCUCUAUCAACAUUCUCGUGGAUUUUCUUAAUCAUUCUCAUCAGUUUCUAGCACUUGCUCAGCAUCAGGAAAAAGAUACGAGCUACACUUCCCUCUCUUCUGCUCUGGCGCUCUCCAUGUUGAACCUACACAAAAUUUUGCUCACCAGAAUACUGGAACCUUUGGGUAACACAGAGUAUGUGGCGCUUCUUAAACUAUUCGCAGCAGUUGGAGAAAACAGUUCUUACUCCAGAUUAUCUCCUGGUCUAGUGGAUAGAAUGGUCAACUCAUUAAUGGAACUGGCGGAGAGGGAACGAAAUCCUGUUAUUCAGGUUGCUGUUCUCUCUGUGUUCGUGUCUCUAGCUCAUGGUCCUAAUAUACCUGAUCUUAAGCUAGUCUCCAGGGAGAUGUUUAGGUUUAUCCGUCCCAGGACACUUCCAGUCCCACAGAGCCUAGUGUCAGAUAACAAUGUAAGAUAUAUGUCUCUACAAGCCCUCUCCGUUCUUACACUACUAGAUAUACAGAUGUUUAUAAAGAACGCGACUGAUGUAAAGUCUGUGAUAGAUAUUAGUCUAAAGGAUUCAGAUCCCUCCAUUGUUCUUCACACUUUCAGAUUUAUUAAAAACUUUGCCAAAUAUCUGACAGAAGUUGUAAAUGUAUUAAAAGCUGGAGUCAUGGUUUGAGGAUUUUUAAAGCUUAUAUAUUCUAGAGGUUUUAUCUUCAACCCUCAUUGAAUUAUAAUUUAGUGUUGUUAUUAAACUCCCUCAAGAAACAUCAACUUUUUUAUGAGGAUCUUACCUAGGAACCCGAGUCCCGGCUGAAAAACCUGACGAUCGCGUUCUGGAUCGAUUUCUUAAAGCCGGUCAACUUCCUGCUGCUGGAGAAGCACGGCAGUGCUAACAUCAGGUCCGCCUUCUGCGACUGUCUGGCGGAGAUAGGUCCGAGCCUGUUCUCCAAGCUCCCGGAGCCUAAACGGAUUCUCUGCAUUACGUUCGUGCUCGGGCAAUGCAAGAUUAACGAGAUACAAGAUGGAACUCCAGACUCUAAACUCCAGGAGAGGGCCGCACACAGUGCUUGUCUUCGUACACUGGGAAUAUUUGUAACCUUCCCUUGCUACCUUACUGAUACGUCAUUUCAUAUAGAUGUAGUAGAUGCAGUUCUACCUCAUCUGCCCUCAAUACUCAA